GUCUUUCAGUGACACACCCGUCAACCAAACAUUCAGGUCUGCGCACACAGAUAAAUUUCAUCGCCACGCACGAAUGAGGCAAAUGUCAACACGCACACUCACACACACAUCAUAUCAAGCAGUCGACCCGAUGACAAAAUAGAUGGAUGAUGCACUCUCUCCGAUCCCAUCUCUCUCUGUCAGAAGCACACGGCAGCACUCGGCAGCUGAAUAGCCCCCAACCCACACACACACACACCGCCCUCCCUCCCUCUCCCUCUCAGUUGAUGCCGAGUGUCACCCACUGCCCCCGCUCGUCGAUGCGGCGCAGCUGCUGCCACCCACCAAACUCACAGUCGUCAUUGCCCAAAUGGUCGUUGAAGCCCUUGUUGAUGGCCCCCUCCUCUAUGCCGUGUCGGGCCGCCUCGUCCAGCCGGGCCCUCUGCACCACCUCACGCACACCCACACGGCCCCGUGUGUGGACCACCUGGUGUGGGCGGCUGUCGGCCAAAAUGGCGAAGCACUGCAGCGGCACCCGCACCGUCACGCCACCCACAUUGGCCGUCCCGCCCACCACCUCCCUGUUGCUGCUGGCAUACAAGGCCGACUGGAUGAAGUGGUGGACGGCCGCACACACACGGCGGGCAAUGUCGCUGUUGCGGAUGGUCAGUGUGCUUGUGAUGGUCUGUUUGGCGGCCUGCAUGUCGAAGCACAUGGCGGCGAUGCGCCAGCCGAUGGCCUCUGCCUCGUGUGGGCCGUAUCCAGCGGGGGCGGGGGGCGGACUGGCCGCAGGUGUGCCAGGGGGCUGCAGCAGAUGGGGUAGGAGGGUGGGGAGGGACCUCAUAAGGAAGGCCGCCAGCGACCUCUGGGGGGCGAGUGCCGCAUUGACGGCCGCCAUCGCCCCCGUGUGGAUGUCGUUGAGGACUGUCCUGCAUUGGGUCAAGACCAGCUGGCGACGACGGCGCCGCUCUGGGGUGUCUGUGGGCAUGCGGCCGAUGUCCGCCCCGUUUCGCAGCAAGCUGCGGAUGGUGGCCUCGCGGAGCGGAGUCUGACUGGCGGCUCGGUCCCUGCCGAACUGCGGCCUGUUGACGUCCUGCGAGGCGUCAAUUCCUGUUUCGAGCUCUAUGGCGGCCGAGUACAGCGGGGAUCUCCUUCCUCUGUUGAUGUCCCCUUCUGGCACGUGGCGGCCCAGGUAGUCGACCACACAGGGAGAGCUCCACUGUGCCGCCACGUGCAGCGGCGUCAAAUUCAACGCCAGUGCAUUAAGGUCGGCCCCGUUAGCCACCAGCAGGUCCAUGUAGGCAUCGAUGAAGGCCUGGGAAUAGUGCGCUCGCUCGCUGCGGGCCGCCAAGUGGACCGGAGUGUUACCGUUCUCGUCUGGUUGCGUGGCGAGUGUGGCGUCAUGAUCGAUGAGCCGCCGGUACAUCGAUCGACAGCAGCCGCUGCUCGUAGCCGGGGGACACCUGAUAGACGAUUCUGCCGGUGACGGACCUGGGCAGCUCCAUGCCAAGCCCAUGAUCAUCAUGCACCGCAGCGCUGGGCGCCAACAAGACGGUCACAGCGCUCUCAUUGCCCCCACAGAUGGCCAUCCUGAUGGGCCGGUCGUCCGUAGAGGUCGGCUCGUUGACGUGGGCGCCGCCGUCGAUGAGGGCAUUCAAGAUGUCCGCCUCAAGCUCAGGAGACGACCAGUGAGGCAAGAAGAGAGGCCGCCGACUGUAGAGGCUGGCCUGUGUGGUUUGCAGGGUGCCGUCACUGAGGUUGUCAAUGGCAAGCGAUAGCAGUCGAUACGGCCGCCCAUGGCCGCCGCUGCCUCGCACCCGCAGCCGGGCCGCACUGUUCGGGUCAGCACCAUCCUGUAUGAGGUCCGUCACCUGCUGCGGAUCAGUGAAGGUCCGACGGACGAUGCCGUCAGCCAGCCGUCUGGUCGCAUCGUUGGUGUGCCCGAUUUCGAUGUCCUCGAGCUGUAGCCAUUCUUCGGGCUGCUGUGGUGGCGCACUGGAGGUCAUCGGUCGCCUCACGCCAUCAUUUUAAGCUGCAUGCAUCGUCACGCACAAACAGCAGAAAAUCACACACGGGAUUCCUCCCUCUCUCUCUCUUUCCAUCCAUUCGCACCUUAACGAGUGUGUGAUGCGUCGAGUCCUCCUUGCCGUCAGUCACCGACAUCAGCGCACAUCAGCGAAGAAGGAAGCACCAUCGACAGACGCAUUGGCGUCCUGCAAAACACAUACAACACAACACAGUGCAUCAAUGCUCUGGGCUUCCCUCUCGCACCUCAAUUGGACUAAAAAG
Molecule: messenger RNA, 2268 nt
Organism: Vitrella brassicaformis
Lineage: Eukaryota; Vitrellaceae
Source: the annotation of a GenBank genome assembly